This is a messenger RNA of Cynocephalus volans (Philippine flying lemur), 2511 nucleotides long. It is a transcript of the gene TMPRSS7, whose product is annotated as transmembrane serine protease 7. Bases 1 to 2511 code for a protein of 836 amino acids. The transcript is spliced from 18 exons. NCBI's taxonomy places the organism in Eukaryota, Metazoa, Chordata, Mammalia, Dermoptera, Cynocephalidae. The record is from RefSeq and is a predicted model, not a curated record. Gene Ontology annotation, biological process: proteolysis. Gene Ontology annotation, molecular function: protein binding; serine-type endopeptidase activity.
AUGGACAGAGUAAACAGUGAUGCUUCACCCAAACCUGCUGACCUGAAAAUAUCUAAUAUCUCAGUUCACAUGGUCAGUGUCCAAGGGAAGCUACCAGGGAGACGCCCACCACUGCCAGGGAGACGCCCACCACGAAAACCCAUUGGCAAAGCCAUAUCCAAGAAGCAAUCCAAGAAGAAAGCUCCCUGUUGGAAUGUCCAGAAUAAAAUCAUUCUCUUCACAGUGUUUUUAUUCAUCCUAGCAGUCGUAGCCUGGACGCUUCUGUGGCUCUAUAUCAGUAAGACAGAAAGCAAAGAUGCUUUUUACUUCGUUGGGAUGUUUCGUAUCACCAACAUUGAGUUUCUUCCUGAGUACCGCCAGAAGGAGUCCAGAGAAUUUCAUUCAGUGGCUGGGACAGUGCAGCAAGUGGUAAAUCUGGUUUAUACUACAUCUGCCUUCUCAAAAUUUUACAAGCAGUCUGUUGUUGCAGAUGUCAGCAGCAACAACAAAGGUGGCCUUCUUGUACACUUUUGGAUUGUGUUCGUCAUGCCACAUGCCAAGGGCCACAUCUUCUGUGAGGACUGUGUGGCAGCCAUCUUGAAGGACUCCAUCCAGACGAGCAUUAUAAACCGGACGUCUGUGGGGAGCUUGCAGGGUCUGGCUGUGGACAUGGACUCUGUGGUACUAAAUGCUGGGCUUCGUUCAGAUUACUCUUCAACCAUAGGAUCUGACAAAGGCUGUUCUCAGUACCUCUAUGCAGAUCAUCUGUCUCUCCGCUACCCUCUGGAGAUUUCCGCAACCUCAGGGAGGCUGACGUGUCACUUCAAACUGGUGGCCAUAGUGGGCUACUUGAUUCGUCUCUCAAUUGAGUCCAUCCAAAUAGAAGCCGACAACUGUGUCACCGACUCCCUGACCAUUUACGACUCCCUCUUGCCAAUCCGGAGCACUGCCUUGUACAGAAUUUGUGAACCCACAAGAACAUUAAUGUCAUUUGUUUCUACAAAUAGUCUCAUGUUGGUGGCAUUUAAAUCUCCUCAUAUACGGAGACUAUCAGGAAUUCGGGCAUAUUUUGAGGUCAUUCCAGAACAAAAAUGUGAAAACACAGUGUUGGUCAAAGAAAUCACUGGCUUUGAAGGGAAAAUUUCAAGUCCAUAUUAUCCGAGCUACUAUCCUCCAAAAUGCAAGUGCACCUGGAAAUUUCAGACUCCCGUAUCAACUCUUGGCAUAGCACUGAAAUUCCAUAACUAUUCAAUAACCAAGAAGAGUUUGAAAAGCUGUGAGCAUGGAUGGUGGGAAAUUAAUGAGCACAUGUACUGUGGCUCCUACAUGGAUUACCAGACGAUUUUUCGAGUGCCCAGCCCCCUGGUUCACAUUCAGCUCCAAGGAAGUUCGAGGCUUUCAGACAAGCCACUUUUGGUAGAAUACGGCAGUUACAACAUCAGUCAACCUUGUCCCAUUGGAUCUUUUAGAUGCUCCUCCGGUUUGUGUGUCCCUCAGGCCCAGCGCUGUGAUGGAGUAAAUGACUGCUUUGAUGAAAGUGAUGAACUUUUCUGUGUGACCCUUCAGCCUGCGUGCAAUGCCAGCUCCAUCAGGCAGCAUGGCCCUCUGGUCUGCGAUGGUGUCAGGGACUGUGAGGAUGGCCAGGAUGAGCAGAACUGCACUCAAAGUAUUCCAUGCAACAACAGAACUUUUAAGUGUGACAAUGAUAUUUGCAUUAGGAAACAAAAUGCAAAAUGUGAUGGGACACUGGACUGUCCAGAUGGAAGUGAUGAGGAAGGUUGCAGCUGCAGCAGGAGUUCCUCCACCCUCCACCGCAUCACUGGGGGCACUGACACUCUGGAGGGGGCUUGGCCGUGGCAAGUGAGCCUCCACUUCAUUGGAUCUGCCUCCUGUGGUGCCUCAGUCAUCUCCAGGGAGUGGCUUCUCUCUGCGGCCCACUGUUUCCAUGGAAGCAGGCUGUCAGACCCCACACCGUGGACCGCUCACCUUGGGAUGUAUAUGCAGGGGAAUGCCAAGUUUGUCUCCCCAGUGAGAAGAAUUGUGGUCCACGAGUACUAUAACAGCCAGACUUUUGACUAUGAUAUUGCUUUGCUACAGCUCAGUGUCGCCUGGCCUGAGACCCUGAAACAGCUCAUCCAGCCAAUAUGCAUUCCUCCCACCGGCCAGAAAAUGCGCAGUGGGGAGAGGUGCUGGGUAACUGGCUGGGGGCGAAGGCAUGAAGCAGAUAAUAAAGGCUCCCCUGUUUUGCAGCAAGCAGAGGUAGAGCUCAUUGAUCAAACGCUCUGUGUUUCCACCUAUGGGAUCAUCACUUCGCGGAUGUUCUGUGCUGGUGUAAUGUCAGGCAAGAGAGAUGCCUGUAAAGGAGAUUCGGGUGGACCUUUAUCUUGUCGAAGAAAAAGUGAUGGAAAAUGGAUUUUGACUGGUAUUGUUAGCUGGGGAUAUGGAUGUGGAAGACCAAACUUUCCCGGUGUUUAUACAAGGGUGUCAAACUUUGUUCCUUGGAUUCAUAAAUAUGUUCCUUCUCUUUUGUAA